Messenger RNA from Didymella exigua CBS 183.55, 291 nucleotides. RefSeq lists its product as uncharacterized. NCBI's taxonomy places the organism in Eukaryota, Fungi, Ascomycota, Dothideomycetes, Pleosporales, Didymellaceae. The transcript has 3 exons. Gene Ontology annotation, molecular function: DNA binding; zinc ion binding; DNA-directed RNA polymerase activity. The record is from RefSeq and is a predicted model, not a curated record. Gene Ontology annotation, biological process: tRNA transcription by RNA polymerase III; transcription by RNA polymerase I; transcription by RNA polymerase II. The coding region runs from base 1 to 291 and encodes 96 amino acids. Gene Ontology annotation, cellular component: RNA polymerase III complex; RNA polymerase II, core complex; RNA polymerase I complex.
AUGAUUGUCCCCAUCCGUUGCUUCUCCUGCGGCAAGGUCACUGGCGACCUCUGGGAGCGCUACAUGGUCAUGCUGACCCAAGAAAAUAAGCUCGAGGUUGACGCCCUCGAUGAGCUCGGUCUCACCCGCUAUUGCUGCCGCCGUAUGAUUCUCACCCACGUCGAUCUGAUCGAGAAGCUCCUCAAGUACGUUCCCGGCGCCGACAGGGCCGAAACCGCAAAGAACAUGCGCGGAGCUGCGCGUCAGCAGGAUGCCAUUGCGUCCUGGUCAGGGGCUAACGGUCGUCACUAG